UAUCCAUCAUCUGACUCCUUCCUCGUAUACUCCCCUCUACUUUGUCAAUAUCCAUAAUCCAUAUCCCAUUCUUUCAUCACCAUGAUUCACCAAAUUACCAUUUUUGGACUUAAUCAAUCAAAUUCAUCACAUUAAAUACCCCAUUAUCUUCCUCAUUUCAUUUCACUCUUCCUCAAUCUCAUUUCUCUUCCAUUUUCUCCUUCAAACAUCAAAAUGGGUUUUGAUGUAGAACAACACAACCCAAACUCAACAAUAAAAACAACUCAAAACAUUGUUUCUACCGAAAACAACACCAACGGUAACAUAACUGUUACAAAAAAAACACUUUCACUUAUACAACCUCAUUCACUUCUCCCAAAACCAACACCACCAAUUUCAAAUUCACACCCCCCAAACGAAACAAUUCCAUCAACACUCAAAACUUUCUUCCAACAACGCAGUAAUGAUCUGUCAUCAGCAAUCUCCAGAACCAUCACAUCGUUAAAACACUCUAUAGACGAUAAAAAUGAGUUUAACGAUGUGACUGAGUUCAAUCUCUCCGGUUUAAAAGUAGUAGUAACUACUCCUGUUUUUUCCAACGACAGAGUGUCGUUGGGAAAAGUACAAAUAACAAUGUUUUCAAAAUCGAACUGCAGAGACUGUUCUGCAGUUCGAAGAUUUUUCAAAGAAAGACGAUUGAAAUUCAUCGAAAUCAACAUUGAUGUGUAUACAGAGAGAGAAAAAGAGCUGAAGGAAAGAACUGGAAAUUCAAAUUCAACUGUUCCAAUGAUUUUCUUCAACGACAAGCUAAUCGGAGGAUUAGUGGAAUUAAACGCGAUGAGGAAGAACGAAGGCGGUGAAUUGGAGAAGAAACUGAUCGAAAUUGCGAAUGGAAAAUAUUCCGGUGAUAUUCCGGUGGCACCGGAGUAUGGAUUUGAUGAGAUGGUGGAGAUGGAGAAGGAGGAUGAGAUAGUGAAGGUAGUGAGAGUAUUGAGACAGAGAUUACCGAUUCAAGAUCGGUUGAUGAAGAUGAAGAUUGUGAGGAAUUGUUUUGAUGGAAAUGAAUUGGUUCAGCUUCUUGUGAGAAACCAUGGUUAUGUUCAUAAUAAGGCUGUUGAGGUUGGAAAACAGUUAUGCAAGAAGCACUUCAUCCAUCCUGUUUUCGGGGAAAAUGGUUUUGAGGAGGGAAAUCACUUCUAUCGAUUCCUUGAACAUGAACCGUUUAUCUCAAAAUGUUUCAAUUUCCGGGGUGCUACAAAUGAUAGUGAACCGAAAAGUGCAGCUGCAGUUUGUGAUAGACUUACCAAGAUUAUGUAUGCCAUUCUUGAGUCUUAUGCUUCUGAAGAUAGGAGACAUGUUGAUUAUGUGGCCAUCAGCAAAAGUGAAGAAUUUAGGAGGUAUGUAAACAUGACACAGGAUCUGCAACGGGUCGAUCUCUUAGAACUAUCAGAAAAUGAGAAGCUCGCAUUCUUCUUAAACUUGUACAAUGCCAUCGUCAUCCAUGCUAUGAUAAGAGUAGGGUGUCAAGAAGGUGAAAUUAACAGGAAAUCCUUCUCUGAUUUCCAGUAUUUGAUUGGAGGACAUCCUUAUUCUCUUGCCACUAUAACAAAUGGUAUCCUUAGAAGCAAUCGGAGGUCGCCUUAUUCCUUAGUCAAGCCCUUUGGCACAAAAGACAGAAGACUAGAGCUUGCAGUUGUCAAAAUGAAUCCUUUGAUUCACUUUGGACUUUGUAAUGGCACUAAAUCAAGCCCAAAGGUGAGGUUUUUUUCACCUUGUAGAGUUGCUGAUGAAUUGAGAUGUGCAACUAGAGAGUUCUUUGAGGAUGAUGGCAUUGAAGUUGACCUAGAGAAGAGGACCCUUCAUCUCACUCCAAUUUUGAAGUGGUACAGUGUUGAUUUUGGAAAUGAAAGAAAUGUGGUAAAAUGGAUAAUGAAUUACUUGGAUGCAAAUAAAGCUGGUCUUUUGACACAUCUCUUAGCUGAUGGUGGUCCUGUUCAUAUAUCAUACAAGAAUUAUGACUGGUCAAUAAAUUCUUGAAUAUUGCAGGACUAGGAAAUAUAUUACACUGAACUUGCAUGAUGUUUUAUUAUUGUACAUAUGUAAGGUUUUUUAAUUAUUUCUGAAUGUGCUGAAACAGUGCAGAAUAUAGAUAUGAUAUAUUAUGUUAAAGUUUUUUUUAUCUUACUAUGAUGGCCUCCGCAAGUAUAAGGGAGUGUAGUUUACAUAAAGUAUCAGGUUCAAACAUUA
This is a messenger RNA of Medicago truncatula (barrel medic), 2226 nucleotides long. RefSeq lists its product as uncharacterized. Gene Ontology annotation, biological process: intracellular signal transduction. The transcript is spliced from 6 exons. The record is from RefSeq and is a predicted model, not a curated record. Lineage: Eukaryota; Viridiplantae; Streptophyta; Magnoliopsida; Fabales; Fabaceae. The coding region runs from base 214 to 2016 and encodes 600 amino acids.